AGAGUUCCGGUGACUUUCGUGCUUUCAACAGUGUCGGUCGGCCUUCCUUCUCUGCCUUUCACCAAACGUCAUCGAUGGUGCUCUCUCAUCAAUGAAAACUUGAUGCAUUAUUGAAACUACAUGGAGUAGGACUAUUUCUGAAGCUUAUAUCGUCAAUCUUGUAAUGACUUCCAAGAAGUGUUGUUACUUUGUCUAGUAAAUUGAUGCAAUGUAAACUUUUCCAGAGGUGGUGGUGAAGCCCACUCCAAGGUCUUCGAGUGAUUCAAAUUUUCAAAACUCGUGGAAUGAGUCAUGAUCACUCCUGGUUUCCACUAAUAGCUUCAACAAUUAAACAUCGGAUGCAAGCAAUAUAUUUUCUUCUCACUCGGGAAAUCAGUGCUUGAUAGAUUCCUCAUUUCUUGGCUCCCCCUAGCAACAUCAAGCUGCUAAAUCACUUUCGAAGUCGGAAGCGUCUAGCUAUGCGUCUUCUGAUUGAAAUUCUUAUCUUGAACGAGUAACCUCAGCUGGAGCGACCUUACAACGCGAGCAUGGAAGGUGGUUACCAAACUCACACCACUUGAGAGCCCCAUUCAUGGCAGCAUGUUCACUCAGAUUAUACCAGCAAUAAUGAGGCAUUCCUUAUGCAUUCCUGAGAGGAGGAGUAGUUGAAGCAAAGGUUAGGCCUACAUCAUUCUACUAUCAAACCUUGUUCUAAGAUUUCAAUGAUGUUCCAAAACUUAGCCUUGUCCUAUUGAAGUCUUCUAUGAAGGCGUGUUAGAGAACACGUACGGCAUCAUGAGCCUGAUGUCAGCUGCUAGCAACAUGUCGAACGCCACGUCGGCGGCAGCAGCGGACGGCGUGACGGCAGCGCUAUACUGCGGCGAGCGUUGGCAAGCGCUGCACGAUGGCUACCGACCGUGGCAUGGCUGCACUGCGCUGCUCGUGUGUCUGUUUGGCUCGGUCGCCAACACGCUCAACAUAGCCGUGCUAACCAGGCGCGAGAUGUACUCCCCCACCAACGCCAUCCUCACUGGUCUCGCCAUUGCUGAUCUACUGGUCAUGCUAGAGUACAUACCGUUCACGCUGCACAUGUACAUACUGACUAGGCCGGCUGAAGUCAGAUUCACGUACGGCUGGGCAGCAUUCGUGCUGUUCCACUCAAACUUCACGCAGGUCGGCCAUUCGAUCUCAAUCUGGCUGACAGUGACUCUGGCCGUGUGGCGCUACAUAGCGGUGGCCCACCCUCAGCACAACCGCGAGUGGUGCAGUAUGCAGCGCACAAUCUGCGUCAUAUUGACAGGCUACUUGGUCUGUCCACUCAUCUGCAUCCCCGUCUACUUCUCGUUCGAUAUCAGACCUGAAGUGAGCCUCGUCGACGAGUCGGGCGAGUUCUCCAAGUCCAACGAUUCAUCGAUUCCAGUGCACAACGCCACCCUCUUCUACGUCAGCCUCAGCGAGCUCAGUCAGGCAAACAACAAUCUCCUUUACGACAUAAACUUCUGGAUUUACAGUGUAGUCAUCAAGAUCAUACCCUGUAUAGCAUUAACCAUAUUGAGCUUAAGACUGGUGUGUGCGCUCAUGGAUGCCAAAAAACGCAGACAAAAACUGACUAGUGGUAGCAGUAGAAAAAGUGUGAAGAACUUGGACAAAGAACGUCAAACUGACCGCACAACACGUAUGCUACUAGCCGUUCUACUCUUAUUCCUUAUCACCGAGUUUCCACAAGGUAUACUGGGUCUACUCAGUGUUGUCCUUAACAAAAAGUUCUUCAACGAGUGUUACAUCAGUUUGGGUGAGGUGAUGGACAUUUUAGCACUGUUCAACUCUGCCAUCAACUUUAUCCUAUACUGUGCGAUGAGUCGACAGUUUCGAACGACGUUCAGUAUUCUGUUCAGGCCUAGUUGGAUGCCCGUGCCUCAGGUGGAGGCCAACGGCCAUAACGGUCACACUACCACUCAGGUCACUCAGGUCUAGCAGAGGAGACACAAGAGGGUUCCCUGCACUUCACUUUGAACAAAGAGCGAGGUUUUGUAGGCUUCAAUCUCAAGGACGAUCAAUAAUCAACUGCAAUUACUUCUCCUAAACUAUUCAUACUAUACUCUAUCCUAUCGUCCUAUUAUUAAAUCACUGAUAGCUGCGAGAAAAAAGAUUCUUAGAAAUACUUUUUCCACUAACACAAACAGUUUUUAUCAACAUCCCAUCGGAUGGUUUAAAAAAAUUUCUCGAGCAUUGCACAUCUUAAAAGGUUAUUCUCAAUUGAUUACAUACUCCUCUCUUAGAGUAUCUCUAUAUGAUUUAUCUCAAAAUUACUGAGCUUCUCUCGGAAUUUGAUGAUACCUUGAUCAAAUUCAUAAUCUGGAUUAGGAAUGUUUUAUGACCAAGUAGGAGAUAAAACGUUGGAGAAAACACGAGGAUCAUGGUAUGAUUCACGAUGAAGUUCAUGAUAAAAAGUUAACAAAAAAGCAUUGCAUGAGAUCAAAAGUAUGACUCAAGAAGGAAAGCUAGAGUAUUUCACAUCUAUUUUCGUACCAUUGAUGAUUAUUCCUUGAUUACCGAUAUCAAUCAUUGUGUUGUGUUCGAGUUUCUUGAAAAUAUCAUGAGAUAAUAUCAUCUAUCCAAGAUCAACAUUGUUGGAUUGACGCUUAUGUUACUAUUAGAAUUAUGCUUACAUUCUACUAUAAGAUUAAUGGUGAUCCUGGAAGUUUCAAAAAGUAUAGGAAAUAUUGAUUGUCCUUGAUUGAAGCCUCGAAAAUCAAUCGAAUACAUCAUCUUCUUAUGUACUUGGUGAAUUUUCUGACUGAUCGUAAUCCUCCUACAUUAUUGUACCUGUCACACAACCUGAUUUUAGAAGUAUAAACCUCGAUCGAACAAUAUAAUUAUUGAUCAUUCACAUUUCAUUAUCUGUAUAGCACACAUCGAGAGUAAGGUUUCAAAUUGAUUUCGUGAUACAGUAUCCUGAACUGGAUGGAUUAUAAUGCUAUUUAAUCGCGGAAUUCGAUCAGUAUCAUUCAGCAAGUUCACAUGUAUCACUUCGCCCAGAGUUCCCUAGUGAUAAAUUAAUUCUUGAUCUUUAUUCAAAGUGCACUAUCAAUCUACUAGUUGUAAACCCUCUUGUUAUCUAUCUUAUUAGAACUUCCAACUGUGAAUUCCUCAAAGUUCGAAAUUGCUGGAUUAACUCUGUCUGAUCUUUAUAAAUGUGGUGAGAGUACAGAAGUGAUAUCUCACUUAUAUUGGAAUAAGUUAUCGGUGAGAAAAGUGGUCGAUUCCAAAUCAAUUUCUUUUUAUGAUGAUUAUUCUCCCAAAUGGAAUACUUUUCUUUAGUAUAAUAUUUAUUAUCAUUCUCUCAAUCAUUUUUUCAAUUAUCCUUUUUUAUGUUACGAUUCUCUGCUCUAUUUGGUUGUACAGUAACUGGUCACAUCAAUCGAUUCUUCAUUGUAUGCAGUUAUUUUGAUUAAUUCUUGUGCAUUUCCUGUGUAUUGGUUCUUCAGUAUUUCUGUAUUCAUUUCAGUAUCAUUCUGAUUGAUUCAUUCUUUCUGAGGAUUUGAUCAUUCCAGUAUCAUUCUGUCUAAUUCUUUUUGACAUUUUUUUUGCUCCAUUCCGAUUACUGUGAAUAGGACAUUUUCAUUAUGAAUCUAAUAAUUAGAAAAGAUUGGAAUCCAAUCUGAAAACGAGAAUGAAUAAGUUAUAAUAUCCACAUCUCAUCAAUAUUUCAAUGGAACAAAUUAAUUUUUCGUAUUUCUUCAACCAAACAGAUAUUGAUUUUAUUCAGCUUGAAUAAUCAUUAUGAGAGCGCAUUAUCUGAUAAUAAUUCAAUGAUCAUAAUUGAAAAAGCUUUCAUCUCCAGAGCUUCCAGUACCUAACAAAUAUUCUUUCUCUGUAAUCCGUCUCAGUCCAUCUAAUUAUAAAUUUCUACUUUUCUCUUCCACUUAAAUUGAACGAAUUCUUCUUUGUCCUGAAUAAUCAUUGUUAAAUUCGUCCAGCCCACAUUUUCAAUCUAUCCUUUUUCAAAUUUCAAUGUAGCUAUCCAUCACUUAUUUAAUUAGAUAAACGUGUCUUAAAUCAUUGAUUCAUCCAGUUAAUUCUGAUUCAUUCUCUUCUUCUCUCUCUACAAGGUACUUAUUAAACAAUUCUAUGUUAUUUGAUUUUUUUUUUAAUUUUAUUCUCUGGUAACUAGUAGUAGUGAUUGUUACCUUAUAGUUUCUAUUCUAAUGAUUCAUGAGUCAGGUUCCAGUGUUUCCUUAUGUGAUUUUCCAGAGGGAUAAGUACUUGACAAUAUCAUCUUGAGAUUGAUUUAUUCUCAACGAAUCUUCAUUGUCAGCUAUUGUUGUAAAAAUAUUAUGAAAGUUGUAAAAUUUCAGGAAUUUCAUAUUAUUAAUGAAUUUUGAUUGCAAAUCCCGUACAUUUCACAAAAAACUUGGAUUUUCUCAAAAAUAAUAGAAGAAUCUACUCAAUAUCCUAAAUGGACACUAACUUUACUAUUGAAACGUUUUACAUUGCACAAAAAUUGCCCAAACAAGGUAUUAUAUUAUUUUUAUCUCACGUAAGGUAGUAGGCUACAAGCUUUCUGCUUAUUCGGAAUGUAAAUAUAGGAAAUAUUAAUAUCUUCCAAACAAAUGUUUUACCAAAUUUGUAUCCUACAUGUACAUUGUUCAUGAAAAAUUUCCAUUGUAAAUAAUUAUCUUUCAAAAACGAUUACCACUUGUAAUAUUAUUUUAGCUGUGAGUCUACUAGUAAUAUAUAUUUUUGUAAUAGCUUAUUAAAUUAUAACUGUUAUAUUUCUGUGUUAUAGCUAUUUAUGAAACGUUUUUUUCGAAUGAUAUCUCUUGGAAACUCUUACUUGAAAAACUAGUAUGCUCAAGUUUUUCUAUUGUUACGAUACAUAAAAAAUUACACACCAUAAUACAAAAAAUGCCUGCUGCUAAGGCUUGAGUAUGAUUGAUCCAUUGCAUAGCAUUCGAGCCCCUGCUUUGCAAUGAAUCAAAUUCUAUUCUAUCGAUUUGUAGAUUCUAUGAAUAAUUGAUGUAAUUUUGAAUGUAUGUGGUUCAUAGUAGACUAAUAAGUCAUGAUAAGGAAACGGAGUAUAUUAUUAAGAAAUUAUCAAUAUUUCAUGCUUCUUUGUGGAAAAAUAUCGGCAAUAAAUAUUUGUUUUACUAAUUUGAAAAUUCAUUCCAUCCAAAGGUAUUCCAAUUGCGACGAAUCAUUUGAUAUUUGCCACCUGUAAUGUUUUCAACUGGCAUAGUUUGUUUAUCACUUGUAACAGUUUAUUUCAAUACUUUUCCAGAGUUCAAUUUUGUCAUUACAACAUUAAAAACAUUUCAUCACUCAUUUAUUUUCAUUUAAUAAAUUUCAACAUAGGAAAUCAACAAAUUAAAUUCCCAUAUUGGUGACCCCGACGUGAUCUUCAUGCUCCUCUUCAGAGCGUGAAUAGAUGAGAAUGUCAUCCAUAUAAACAGAGAAAAUCUAUUCCGUGUAAAACUUCAUCCAUAAAUCGUUGAAAGGUUUGUCCAGCAUUCCGCAGACCAAAUGUCAUUAAAGGAAAUUCAAACAGGUCAAAUGGAAUGAUAAUUGCGGUUUUACCGAUAUCUUUCUCAGCACCUGGUAUCUGCUGAUGAGCUUUGACCAAAUCAAUUUUCGAAAAAAUUGUGUAUCCAUCAAUAAAAUAAGUAGCAUCUUGUAUAUGGCGAACCGGAUAACGAUCUGGGAUUGUUCGAGCAUUCAACCUGCGAAAGUCGCCACAGGGACGCCAAGAUGAGUCACUUUUAGGUGCUAAGUGUAACGGAGACGACCAAGAACUCUCUGAAGGGCGAGUUGUUCCAGCUUUUAACAUGUCAUCAAAUUCUUUGUGAUCAAUUUUCAGGGCAUAACCGGCGAACUCUACUUGAAACUGGAGGUCCCGCAGUUGUUGGAAUGUGAUGGACAGUCUCAUGUUUUAUAUGUGGUGGUAAACCAGGUGGACGAGUGACCUCCGCCAAUUCAGAAAGGAGAGAGGAAUAAGCAGAAGAAUGUUGGAUGGUUGUAAUGCGGCUCUGUGACAGGUUGCGAGUUAAGCCAGAUGGAGGCAUCAAUGAUAUGUUAUGUGCGACAAUCUGGUACAAGGUGAUAAUGACAAAGAAAAUCAGAACCAAUAAUUGGUACGUCAACGUCAGCUACUACAAAUCUCCAUAAGAAAUUGCGUCGGAGUCCUAAGUCAAAACUUCGGGUUAGGAACCCAUAAGUUUUGAUUUCGCUUCCAUUUGCGGCAGUUAAUUCGUAAUUCACAGGAGAACAUCGUUGUAAUUGACGCCGAGGAAAACAGCAUAAGUCAGAGCCUGUAUCAACUAGAAAAUUAAUUUUAGAAUUUUUAUCAGCGACAAUAAGACGGCUAUUAGAUGCAGACAAGCAGCAAUCAGUUUCCGCCAUUACUGAUUGCUUUGGUUGUUUUCCGACCAGCUGCACUGUUUGGCACAUUUCUAAGCUUUUUCUUGAACUAUCAUGGUAACAGCAUAGGCCCUCUUCUGAUUGGUGCGCCUUUUCACGUGCAGUGGAUUUGUUUACAUUCGAAGUGUUUUGAAACGUCUUGUAAAGUAUGGCCUGGUCUUCAACCCACUAAAAUGCAUCUUUGGUGUCUUCGAGAUUACUUUUAUUGGAUACAGCAUAUCUGCUGCCGGUAUUCGAGCACCUGAAGACCGUGUAAAGGUAAUCCAAGAAUAUCCUUUACCAUGAGAAUUGUUUUUAUUGAAUAUGCCAGUGCAGUGUUGCUAUUAUCCCUAGCUUGCAAAUAAAAUUGCAAAAAGUUAAGGCGGUCCGGCUCGCAAAUAUACUGGGGUUCUGACCACAGCUCUAGCUCAGUGAUAGAUGCAUGAAUACUCUCAAUAUGAUGAAACACUAUGGGUUUCAGCAACUGAUAAUUAACAAUUCUUACCGCUGCUCUCUGGAAGAUAUUGAAGAUUAUCAAUAAGGAAAUCAAAAAGAUAGUCAGUGACUGAUUAUCAGUAACCAUAUAUUCAAUCAAGAAUAAUGAAAAUCAACUAUAAUUCUUCUAAUUAAGUUUCAAAACGCUCAUCAUGAAUACAGGUAUGCACUAAUUUAUCCUUUCGAAAUUCCUUGUGACUUACUAGGCCAGCUCUAGAAGUUCACUGGAUCCUUAUAUGAUAUAUUGUAGACUUAAUAUUAUAAAUAUCAGUAAAGAUUCGCUGGCGGAAUAAUAUGACUAUCAUCAAAGGAUGAUAAGUAAUAGUUGCUCUGAAUAAGAUCAAUCUUAAUUAAUUCACUAAUUGUAUAUGCUGCAGAAUAAAAAUGCUUGAUACCAAGACAGCUCAAACUGUAUAUCACGAGAUGAAUCAGGAAAAGGAUAAAAACUUCUAAUAUUUUGUAUGCUGACAAAAAACACAAAUAUAUUCCCAUGGAAAAAAUAUAUAUAUAAUUGAAU
This is a messenger RNA of Nilaparvata lugens (brown planthopper), 7387 nucleotides long. It is a transcript of the gene MsR1, whose product is annotated as sex peptide receptor. The record is from RefSeq and is a predicted model, not a curated record. Gene Ontology annotation, biological process: G protein-coupled receptor signaling pathway. Gene Ontology annotation, cellular component: membrane. The transcript has 7 exons. NCBI's taxonomy places the organism in Eukaryota, Metazoa, Arthropoda, Insecta, Hemiptera, Delphacidae. Gene Ontology annotation, molecular function: G protein-coupled peptide receptor activity. Bases 775 to 1953 code for a protein of 392 amino acids.